AUGGAGGACGAGCAGCCAGACAGCUUGGAGGGCUGGGUGCCGGUCCGUGAGGACCUCUUCGCCGAGCCAGAGUGGCACCAGCUGCGCUUCCUGGUGGCCUGGAAUGAUGUGGAGGGCAAGUUCGCCGUGACUUGUCACGACCGCACGGCGCAACGGCGGCGGCGGCGCAAGGGGAGCCAGCAGGGGCCGGACAGCUUGGAGGGCUGGGGGCCCGAACUCGCGCCCGAGGCCGCCGGGCCCCCGCCCAGUUGGGCGGGCCUACUCUCGGCCGCCGGGCUCCGCGGCGCGCACCGGCAGCUGGCAGCGCUGUGGCCGCCGCUCGAGCGCUGCUUCCCGCUGUUGCCGCCGGAGCUAGAUGCGGGCGGCGGCGGGGCCUGGGGCCUGGGGUUCGGGCUGUGGACGCUGGUGUGGCCGGCGCCCGCGGGCCCGAGCGAGGCGGCGCUGCAGGAGCUGUGCGGGCAGCUGGAACGCUACCUCGGCCAGGCGGCCGACGUUAAGUUUUAUUUUAUUAAUUACAAUCCGACAGGAAUGAAGAAACAGAUGGCUCAGGAUGAGAAGAGAUUCGGCCAGGCUGCCUGGGCCACAGCAACUCCCAGGUUGGAAAAACUCAAGCUGAUGUUAGCCCGGGAGACUCUACAACUCAUGAGAGCCAAAGAGCUGUGUUUAAAUCACAGAAGAACUGAAAUUCGGGACAGGAUGGAAGAUCUUCCAGAACAAGAAAAAAAAAUAAACAUUGUAGAUGACUUAAAAUUACAAUAUUAUGAAGUUCAAUUAGAAUUAUAUGAGGUUAAAUUUGAGAUAUUAAAAUAUGAAGAAAUACUUCUUGUUACACAGUUGGACUCCAUUAAAAGACUUAUAAAAGAUAAACAGGAUGAAGUGAUCUACUACGACCCAUGUGAAAGUCCAGAGGAACUUACGGUCAUGGAUGGUGUAAUGGGGCUACAGGAAGAGAAGCAACUGGAGGUGGGGGUGCUCAGCCGGCAGUGCCAGCAGCUGGAGUCAAAGCAGGGCAGCAUCUGUGCCAGGAGAGCCCGUCUCAGGAACAGAAAGGAUCAAUGCAAAGAAAAUCAUCGACUCAGAUUGCAACAGGCUGAAGAAAGAAUAAAAUAUUUUCAUCAGCACCACAGUGUUCAGAGGAAAAGAGACAAGAAAAAAGAGGAGGAGCAAAAGAAAAGAGAGUGGAUAAACCAAGAACGCCAAAAAACCCUCCAACGAUUAAGAGCAUUUAAAGAGAGAUGUCCAGGCCAGCCUGUCCUAAAGCGCUCUUGCUCGCAACCUGUGACUUCAGGCCUGUGGAACGGACUACCCAAGCAGACACCCCUGCCGACUUCUCAGAUGACAGCCGUGCUCCAUCCAUCCCCUAGGAAAACCAGAAGCGCUCCCUUGUCUGAAGUCAGUACUGUGAAAACCCCUGAGCGUGAAGACUGUGCUGGAGAUAGCCCUGUCCCGACUUUUGUUCCAGUUGGUGACCAAACACAUUCCACGUCAAGUGAAGAACUGUCACUGCCACCGUCACCACCCCCUCCGCCUCCCCCGCCACCUCCUCCCCCUCCA
Odocoileus virginianus texanus is the source of this 1554-nucleotide messenger RNA. The record is from RefSeq and is a predicted model, not a curated record. NCBI's taxonomy places the organism in Eukaryota, Metazoa, Chordata, Mammalia, Artiodactyla, Cervidae.